Bipolaris oryzae ATCC 44560 is the source of this 378-nucleotide messenger RNA. RefSeq lists its product as uncharacterized. The coding region runs from base 1 to 378 and encodes 125 amino acids. The record is from RefSeq and is a predicted model, not a curated record. NCBI's taxonomy places the organism in Eukaryota, Fungi, Ascomycota, Dothideomycetes, Pleosporales, Pleosporaceae. The transcript has a single exon.
AUGCCCUACCCUCCGAACCCCCCAAACCCCAUCAACCAAUACCACCUCCACCCCCCACGCCACCCCAAAUCCUUCACCCUCUCCCAACCGGCCCUUCACCCCACGCCACCCACCAUCACCAUCACGCCCACAAACGCCUUGACCAACCUCCCCCUUGUCUCCCACAGCGAAUGCAUCCACCUCUUAAAGGCAGCCCGGAUCUCGUACACGCACACGUACAUGCAGCUCCAGCAGCGCGUGUACCACGAUUUGGCGAGUGCAUGCGGGACGGCGCUGAACCAGCUGGAGAGCGUGGGGGAAGAAGGGGAUUGGAAGGGGGUCAUGGUGCGGUUUGAGGGGAGGUGUGGGAGGUGUAGGGAGAGGGCUGCUGCGCUGUGA